Messenger RNA from Cololabis saira (Pacific saury), 5084 nucleotides. It is a transcript of the gene ddx61, whose product is annotated as DEAD (Asp-Glu-Ala-Asp) box helicase 61. Gene Ontology annotation, cellular component: cytoplasmic stress granule; P-body. Gene Ontology annotation, biological process: cytoplasmic stress granule assembly; P-body assembly. The record is from RefSeq and is a predicted model, not a curated record. Bases 810 to 2255 code for a protein of 481 amino acids. Gene Ontology annotation, molecular function: RNA helicase activity; mRNA binding; ATP binding. NCBI's taxonomy places the organism in Eukaryota, Metazoa, Chordata, Actinopteri, Beloniformes, Belonidae. The transcript has 12 exons.
CGCGGCCAUGUUGAAUUGUCAAUAUACUGAUAGAAGAGACAAGAGUGAUAACUUUUUUUCCUCUCGGAAACAUUAAAUACCAAACUUACUUGAACUGCUGAUUCAAGUUUAAGUCCGAACGCAGCGGGCAAUGGGCAUCUCUUUUUCUUUUUUGUUGAUCAGCCAUUUCCAAAGCACUUUGCAAGCUGCCAUCUCAACUUCUUUUUUUGAAAGAAGCACAGGAAACCAGAACAAGACGAGACAUGCAUUUGAGCACUCGCUCUAAAUUGGAGAUUGAGUCUUGCCGUGUUUAAGUAGUUUUGUCAUGAUUUUGUACAUGUUUCCCUCUAUAGUUAAACCAGUGAUAAGCUCAAGCAUUCAAGUUUUGGGACUUUGUUAAAGUAUGAAAUCAUAUUAACUUGAAAAAAAGAUCAGAUUAGUUAGUCUCCAUUUUGAAUGUAUAAUAAAGCAUCUAAAAUUAAACUGCAAACAACAAAAGAAAAACAAACUGGUUCAUUUUAAGGAUAAGAACACACUGAAAUAUUCUUUCAAAGAAAUAUUUGUUUUGAUCUAUUCUCCCUAUUUAUAUAGAUAUUUAUCUCUCCCUUUUUGGAGAGUUGUAAAUAGAAGAUAUUCAUACUUGGGUUUCUACACUCUGACAUCUGAUUGUGUACAGUUUGUUUUUUAGGCAAGAAGUAUAAGAAAGAAAGUUUGUUCCAACUUUUUUUUAUUUGAUACUCACUCACACAUUAAUCAAAACAAGACAAUAAAAAAGAGGCAGAUAUAAAUAUUACACACUGUGAAGAAUCGUCAGUAAAAGUGUUGAACCCAUGGCUACUGCAAGAACAGCAAACCCAUCACCAAUGAUUGGACUGAACAGACCAGCAAAUGGGCAGCUCAGGGGACAGUCCAAGCCGGCUGGACAGCAGUCAGGACUUUGUUCAACUGGCCAACAGCCCAGUGCCCUCCAGAGAAGGAGCAACAUUCCUCAGAGCAGCGGAGGCAUCAAGUUUGGUGAUGACUGGAAGAAGUGCCUGGAUCUUCCUCCAAAAGACAACAGGGUACAAACUACGGAUGUGACGUCAACAAAGGGAAAUGAAUUUGAAGAUUACUGCCUAAAGCGGGAACUUCUAAUGGGGAUCUUUGAGAUGGGCUGGGAGAAACCCUCCCCUAUCCAGGAGGAAAGCAUUCCUAUAGCUUUAUCAGGCAGAGAUAUCUUGGCUCGGGCCAAGAAUGGAACAGGGAAAAGUGGAGCCUACCUCAUCCCCCUCCUUGAGAGGAUAGACCUAAAGAAGGAUCACAUACAAGCCAUAGUGUUGGUGCCAACAAGAGAACUGGCCCUUCAGAUGAGCCAAAUCAGUAUUCAGCUCAGCAAGCACCUGGUAGGGCUCAAAGUCAUGGCUACCACCGGUGGAACCAACUUGAGGGAUGAUAUCCUCCGCCUGGAUGAGACAGUUCAUGUAGUGAUUGCCACACCAGGCAGGAUACUUGACUUGUUAAAGAAGGGUGUGGCAAAGAUGGAUCUGACACAGAUGAUGGUGAUAGAUGAAGCAGACAAGUUGCUGUCUCAGGACUUUGUGAUCCUGAUUGAGGAUAUCAUAAGCUUCUUCCCAAAGAAUCGUCAGAUUCUGCUUUACUCUGCCACUUUCCCCAUAAGUGUCCAAAAAUUCAUGAACAAGCACCUGAAGAAACCCUACGAAAUCAACCUGAUGGAGGAGCUCACAUUGAAGGGCAUCACUCAGUAUUAUGCCUAUGUGACUGAAAGACAGAAAGUUCACUGUCUUAACACGCUUUUUUCUAGGCUGCAGAUCAAUCAGUCAAUCAUCUUCUGUAACUCCACCCAGAGAGUGGAGCUCCUGGCAAAGAAAAUCACCCAGCUGGGCUAUUCAUGCUUCUAUAUUCAUGCAAAGAUGAUGCAGGAGUACAGGAACCGGGUGUUCCAUGACUUCAGAAAUGGCUUGUGCAGAAACCUCGUCUGCACAGACUUGUUCACUCGGGGAAUUGACAUCCAGGCAGUAAAUGUCGUCAUAAAUUUUGACUUCCCCAAAAAUGGAGAGACCUACUUGCACCGUAUUGGCAGAUCAGGACGUUUCGGUCACUUGGGGCUGGCCAUCAAUCUGAUCACUUCAGAAGAUCGCUACAACCUGAAGGCUAUCGAGGAACAGCUGAUGACCGACAUAAAGCCCAUCCCCAGCAGCAUUGAUAAGAGUCUGUAUGUAGCAGAGUUUCACUCCAUUGACCCAGAUGCCGAUGAUGAUGAUGAAGGGGGUGCAUAAACUUAAAAAAAAAACAAAAAAAACUGGGAGCAGCUUUAACAAAAGGUCAGUUUUUCUAAAGGCUCAAAACCAGCCUUGAUUGGAAAAUAAAUAUUUGAAGUUUUUUUUCUAUUCUUUUUUUCUCCCCCUAUUAAACGGGUCACACUUCAUCUAUUUCCAUUACCCAUCUAAAAGCAAAAUAUUAUUGUGGGUUGGUGCUCAACUUUCUGCAUACCUGAUGCUAAACUGUACAAAACUGUCUAGACAGUGAUGAGUCAAGAAGUUCAGCUCAUUUACGUUUAUAAAACAGAAGAGAACUCGCACAAAGUAAAGUAAACCUCUUUUCCAUGUCAAAAAUUGACCUUUAUCUGCAUAUCUGUUUUGGAGAAAAUAUGCAGACAUUAGCAUGCUUUGAUGCUAAUUUACCUUGGGUGGAAGACUUCUUUUUUUUUUUUUUUUUUUUUAAUAUAAAUUGUCUGACAUUUGAAUGAUAUUGUCUAAAACUGAACUAUUGUACUUCAUUAUUUUGCAGUAUGUGAAAUCUGCAGGUGGUGGAUCAUGGUUUUUCAGUCAAAAACAAAACCUAAGUUAGAAGUAAAUUAUUAGUUGAAUUUGUUAUGUUAUUAAAUUUGUUGAAGCAGCUGAGUUAAAAUCAGUUCAUCUGUUCAUUUUCAAAAAUGUUUGAAAUUGUUUGAAUUGGUACCCAGUAUAUUUCAUAAUGUUAAAUGCAUCAGAGCACUCAAAGGAUAGCAAAUACUUGCAAAUGGAUCCUCCCCUCAAGAAAGAUUAACUUCAGUUUUACAUGUUUUUAAGGCUUGUCCUCCUUGAGCUGUACAACAGUAGUCGGCUUAGAAUUAGACAAAGUGGAUCAACACUUGCUGCCAGCUGUCUGCUCUGCAAGUUUAGGGUUGUGAGAGCAGCAGCUCAUUCACGCUUGAAUCAAAUUCUAAUUGUUUUCUUUACUUUUUCAGGAGAAAUGCAGCAGCUGGCAUUUAUCAUACAAUAUUGGCUACGCAUCACACAAGAUGUCUGAUUUCCUUUUUCUUUAUUUUAAUUUUUAUGACGCCAGUAAAAUAAUUUAAUUUGGGAGCUUGUUGACCAUGCGUAUAAUAAACUUGCAUCAUCCAGAUUGGAAAUGCCACUUGAAUACUCGACCAUUUCAACUUUGUGCAACAUUGUUACUGUUUACAAAACUUGUACUCUUGAUAAACGGAAAUACUUUUAUUUGGUGCUUUGCUUUACGAUGGUUGAUAUCAAAUACUAUCCUUUUUAAGGACGGUACAGACCAUAGAUCGGUAAUGUUUACAUGCUGUUGAAAUCAUUUUUAAGCAUGUUAAAAGUAAGCUGAACCAUGAAUCAAAGCUACACUCGUACCCUUUUAAUAUGUCAGCAACACUUUCAGAAGCAGUGUUUUUUUUUUUUUUUUUUUUUUUUUUUCCCUCAAACUUUCUGUUGGAUUUGUGACCUUGGAGUACACUGGACAUAUUGAGAUAUGAAUGACAUGCUCUGUUCUUUUGUGUAAUAAUCUUCUUAAAGACCUACAAAGGUAAACUGUGACAAAAAAAGUGAAUGUGACACAUUUUCCACAGCAGCCAUUGCAAAAUGUUGCAUCAUUUUUCAAAAGCGAUAAGGUAUUUACAUUUUCUUAAUCUUCCCAAAACAUCCAUUUGCAGAAACGGACAAAAGCAUUUCUCUUUUUCUAUAUUCUGAUGUUGGAUCUGAUGUGACUGCAUCUUGAGGUUGUUUUAAGUUGCUGCCUAAAAAAAAUUCUGUUCAGAUAAUUGCAUCAACAACCAGGCGACAUCUGUUUGCUAUCAUUUCUAUUGCUCAGGUGCUUAUGGCAGCAAUGAUCAAAAUAAGGUAAAUGAUUUAAAACAAAAUCCACCAAAAGGGAGACAAAAUUGCGUAUAUUAUCCAUUGCAUACAGUGAAGUUAGUCAAAGAAAACACAUAAUUUGGUUAAGUAUCCAGUGAUGCUCCAACCACAGAGCAAGUGAAAUAGUGUUGCUGAUAAAUAACUAAAGCAGAUCUUACUAGUAAUGCACGAGGGCCCUUGGUUGACGUGUUAAAACCGUUUAACUCGUGCCUCAGUCCCAUUUCUUUGCCUCAACCCUCCACUGCCAUUUUUCAUUCUGCUGUGUUGGGAGGUUGACCUUUUUUCUUUUUAGGAUUAAGACCCACCUGGGUCUAAUUGGCCCAUCUGUCCCCCUUUUAAAAGAGCUGUUAAAGGAGGAUUCCAUCAGAAAAAAGGCCACUAUGAGCUACCAAGCAUGAAGAUGGAUUGGAAAGACUUGAGACUGGACAUUAUACUGUAUCUUCCUUUGCCAUGAAGUGCCUUGGGCUGACAUCGGAUUCCCUAUAUUACCUUUGCUCCUGUCUGAUCUCAACAAUAACUGAUUGUAUUAGAAUUUUCAAAACCAAGUCCAAGUACCUGUUUGAACAAAACCGGAGACAUGUCAAGCUUGAACAACGUUGCCUGGGACUUAACCAAUUAUCGGAUGUGAGGAUUUACAUCUAACAUUGAAUAACAUUUAUGCUGGUUUUUUUUGUUUUUUUUUUACCCCCUCUAUAUCUAUUGGUGGAUGAUGAGCUUUUAAAAACUUUGGUUCAGAAAUUUGGCACUAUAAUAGAUGUCGGUUUAAUUGAGCUUCAGUGGAGGCAGCACUAGUGUAAGAAUGAAAAAAACCAAACAAAAAAAAAACUUAAAUUUAAGCUGUAAAUGGUUUUCUCAGCACUGCAUUAAAUGGUAUAAUUAAAUACCUCAAUGAACUGAGACAAGUGAGACUUUCUUUUGUAAUGUGGAUGUUUGUGCUUCAGUCAAAUAUAAAAUAAAAAAAAUUCAGCUGAUGGA